AUGGAUCGAGUUUUAUUUGAAAUCUGUCAAGAGAACAGUAAAACAGCUUUCUCCGUUGGAUACCAAAUUGUUUACCUUAUAAAUGUUGUUUUAUCAGUCACUUCUAUUUUCACAUGUUCGUAUUUCAUCAAAACAUUCAUAUGGAAUUCAACUUUCCAUCCGAAUUUCAAGCUUCUCCUGACAAUGUAUUUCUUUGCUGCAAUAUUUCACUCAAUACUAUUCACUGUUUCAUACUUAAUGAUGAUCGAAAGAUUUCUGGAUUAUCAAACAGAAUGUGAUAUUCAUAUGUCAAUGGUUCCAUAUAUGAUGGUUCACAGUUCCAUUGCUAUUUGCUUGUUCUGUGGAAUGCUGACGCAGGUGUUCUUGGUGAUUGAACGAUUCUUCGCAACUCUUAAAAUUGAAAGUUAUGAACAUAACACUUCGUUUCGACAUAUUCUUGCUUAUUUGUUCUUUUGUAUUGUAUUACCAGUAUCACUUCUUGUUUGGGCUUACCAAGAUGCCGAUUAUCGGUCUCCAGUUAUCACAGCAAUCAGUCCUCCAAAAGGUGUCGAAUUUCGAUUGAAUAUCCUCUACAUUUUCUGUUUUUCACUCGCAAUUCUCGCUCUCAUUCUACUGCAAAUCAUUCGAUAUGUAAAUAAAAAACGAGAAAGCAGAAUAGAAAUCAGUCUCUCUGGACGGUUCCAAAUUGUUGAGAAUAUUGACACGACCACAUUUAUUUCUUCAAUUCUGAUUAUAAAUAUGCUCAUGUCUGUCAUUUACAUUGUUGGAACAUUCUCUCUCCGAAACUUUGAAUUCGAUGUUUUUAUUGAUGAUCGGGCUGCGUUGUCUACGGUUAAACUUAUAUUUUAUCUUCAUCCAUUGUUUUCAUUUUUGAUGCCAUUAAUAUCAAGUUAUCAUCUUUCGAAAAUGCGUGAACGUCGUCUGAAACGGAGAGAACAUUUACUGGCAAUCAAAACAAAAGGACGAGAAGGAUCUGAUGCAUACAAUCAAUUACUUCAUGAUCAGUGGCAACAACAUUUUCUUAAGUGA
Molecule: messenger RNA, 1029 nt
Organism: Caenorhabditis remanei
Lineage: Eukaryota; Metazoa; Nematoda; Chromadorea; Rhabditida; Rhabditidae
Exons: 8
Coding region: 1-1029 (342 amino acids)
Biological process (GO): sensory perception of chemical stimulus
Cellular component (GO): membrane
Molecular function (GO): G protein-coupled receptor activity
Source: RefSeq, a predicted model, not a curated record